AACAAUGAUUCAAACACAAAUUUGAAAAGAAUGUCUGUCUAUGUUAUUUUGGUUCUAGUUUCAAACAAUAGGACUGGACAGACGCUUGUGAGAGAAACAGGUUGUAUUUCAGUUCUAUCACAGUUGUUCAAGACAGUUCUUUCAAAAUAUGAGUUGAAUUUGUCAGAUGGAAAUGUUUUCCAGAGUUAUCAGUUGUGGUCUUCAGUGUGUAGUACUCUGUGUGUCUGUGUCAACAAUCCUCAAAAUGAUGAAAAUCAAAUGCUUUGCUCUUCACUUUUUCCACAUGCUAAUGACUGGCUAAUAAAUUGCAUGAAACCUGAGAUAAUUCGCCCUAUUUGCUCAUUUAUUGGACUCACUCUUGCAAAUAACACAUAUGUGCAGAAAUACUUUAUAUCUGUGGGUGGACUGGAUGUAUUGUCUCAAGUUCUUGUGCAGUUGGAAUCUGAUUCACACGAGACUCUUUCCAGUGCUAAGCUUGCAGUGGUGGUGACAAAGACAGUGGAUGCAUGUAUUGCUGAUAAUCCUACUUUUGGGGUAGUACUAUCCAAGUACCACAUUGUUUCAAAACUUCUGGCAUUACUGCUUCAUGAAAGUCUGGAUUCAGGAGAAAAAUUUAGUAUCAUACUUACUGUUGGUCAUUGUACAGAGGAUUGUGAGGAAAAUCAGUAUGACCUUUUUAAAAGCAAUGGGCUUCCACUCAUGAUACAAGUCUUAACUGAAUCUCAGAACGAGGAACUAAACAAAGCUGCCACUUUUGUGCUUCACAACUGCAAAAAAAUUACUGAGAAAUUAUCUCUAAGUCUAGGAGAAUAUUCUUUUGAUGAAAAUGAAGAACAAUUAAAGGAUGUAAAUAUGAAAGAGAAGAAUCUUGAAGAUUACUGGAAGAAAGCGAAGGAAAUUCUACACAGAAUAGAACAGCUUGAAAGAGAAGGAAAUGAGGAAAGAGUACAAAGAGAAAAAUAUAAGGAUUAUGUUUCAUCUAUGAACAUAAAUAUUCAAAAUACAUUGAAACACCUCCACGCAGAUAGCAGUGGCGGAGGUCCCAAAGCAGAAGAUAAGGAUAAAAGCCAGUCUACAAAGCUUCAGAGUUAUAAGUCCCAUGAAGUCAUGUCUAAAGCAUGUACAAAUGAUGAUCAAAUGAAGACCCUGUUAAAGAGUGCAAAUCCAGUUAAUGCUUGUUAUAGGGAGAGUGGGCAAAAUAAGACUUUAUGUAAAGCCAAUUCAAGCUGCAAUCAAAACUUACGUGAAGAAACAACCUUUGAAAAAAAGAAUUUUGUUUCUCAAUCAAGCGACCAUAUUUUUAAACAUCCAACUCCUAUUGCCAAAAACACAAAGCAGCAGUUACCAGUAACAGAUCCAUUUACAUUAUGUUCAGAUAUAAUAAAUAAAGAAGUCAUUGGUUUUCUAGCAACAGACAAUUGUUCCAAAAUAUUGAAGUAUAGAUGCUCAGGUUGCAUAGCAGUAGGAAAAUCCCUGAAUAGCCGAAAUUUUAGCAAGCUCUUACACUCUUGCCCAUACCAAUGUGAUCGUCACAAAGUCAUUGUGGAAGCUGAAGACAGAUAUAAAAGUGGACUAAGGAAAUCACUUAUCUGUAACAAAAAAAUUCUGCUGACCCCACGUAGAAGACGACAACUCAAUAAUGAAUCUACUACCCCUGGAGGAAUAACAAGGACGGAAGGCUGUCGACCUUGCUCACAAAUACCACAAGCUGACCAAACGCCCCAAGUGUGUGGCUCCUUGACUGGAAGAAGACUUGUCAGUUUUUAGUUUGAUAUCUUAAAAUACAGUGUGUUGAAAAUAUAAAAUUUAAAAUAUUCUUAUAAACUCUUAUGAGACAGGAAA
Messenger RNA from Balaenoptera ricei (Rice's whale), 1842 nucleotides. RefSeq names its product telomere repeat binding bouquet formation protein 1 (gene TERB1). NCBI's taxonomy places the organism in Eukaryota, Metazoa, Chordata, Mammalia, Artiodactyla, Balaenopteridae. The transcript has 14 exons. Gene Ontology annotation, biological process: homologous chromosome pairing at meiosis; meiotic attachment of telomere to nuclear envelope. Bases 31 to 1767 code for a protein of 578 amino acids. The record is from RefSeq and is a predicted model, not a curated record.